AUGAUCUUGGUGGGGACCCAGAGCAGCAGCAAUUCUUCCAUCCUGCUGGUAGAAGUCCUGACCAGACAAGCAUUUAGAAAGUUUCUUCCACUUUUUGACCGAGUAUUGUUCGAAAGGAAUGCAGCCAAAACAGUAACCAAAGGAGGCAUUAUGCCUCCAGAAAAACCUCAAGGAAAAGUAUUGCAAGCAACAGUAGUAACUGUGGGAUCAGCCUCUAAAGGAAAGGGUAGAGAGAUUCAGCCAGUUAGCAAGAAGGUUGGAGAUAAAGUUCUUCCCCCAGAGUAUGGAGACACCAAAGCAGUUCUAGAAGACAGGGAUUAUUUCUUAUUUAGAGAUGGUGACAUUCUUGGAAAGUAUAUAGGCUGA
Messenger RNA from Marmota flaviventris (yellow-bellied marmot), 366 nucleotides. Lineage: Eukaryota; Metazoa; Chordata; Mammalia; Rodentia; Sciuridae. The record is from RefSeq and is a predicted model, not a curated record.